AUGUCAAAAACAAGAGGUACUUGUUUUUGCGCUUUAUCAUCUCAGUGUUGUGCAAAUACAUUUUCUUCAGAUAUUUUUAUACCUUUUGACAGGCCUAUACCAUUCAUAUAGAUGGAGCAAGGGGUGUAAAAACCUACGUAUAUCCCAAUGCCCCCUUGUUGGUGAUAUUACAAUGCUACAGGGCUGAUGCGCAUUGAUUGCCAAUCGUUUGCAUGGAUGAGAGCAAAUCAACAAAAACAACCAAUGGCUUCAAGCAUGUCUGCCUAAUGGAAGCAACCCCGUUUUGGCUUGCAUAUGGCUGCGGCAAAUGCGGCCAAACUGGAUAUGCAUGUGACACAGCAGUAGCUGUAGAAUAUCAGUCUUCUUACUUACUUGUCUUUAUAAGAAGGAAGUGGUGCACACAGGUUCAGUUAACUCGGGCUGUAUCGCAGGACAGAUUGGAUAGACCAGAGGAGACGAUUCCCGGCGGUUUUCUGCAUGCAUCUUAGCUGGCGGACUGCAUGGAGGACCCACGGUUCCUCUGUCCUGAGGAGCUGCGUGAGCUGAGGGAGCAGCCCAUCGACCCCCAGGCGGAGCAGGAGAUGAUCGAGAGCAUCGCCGAGGUGUACUACUCCUGUGACUCCUUCGACAUGGUGAAGCACGAGUUGGAGAAACUUCCCCCUGAGCUGGACCUGCAGGAGUUGGAGGAUCACAGAGACACGCUGAAGAAACAACAGGCCGCCGUGUCCAAAAAAGUUGCCGAUCUCAUCCUGGAGAAACAACCGGCGUAUGUCAAGGAGCUGGAGAGAGUGACUGCGCUUCAAACCAAUUUACAGCUAGCAGCUGUCAUCUGCACCAAUGCAAGGAGGCAGCUGGGCGUGUCCAAGGAAGGAUUCACCGAGGCCAGCCUGGGCCUGUUGGCCAACCAGAGGAAGAGACAGCUGCUCACAGGACUGCUCAAGUCGCUCAGGACCAUUAAGACCCUGCAAAGAACAGAUGUACGACUCAGUGAAAUGCUUGAGGAGGAAGACUACCCAGGCGCCAUCCAGCUCUGUCUGGAGUGUCAGAAGGCCGCCAGCACCUUCAAGCACUACAGCUGCAUCAGUGAAUUGAACUCCAAACUACAAGACACUCUCGAACAAAUCGAGGAACAGCUGGACGUGGCUCUGUCCAAGACCUGCAAGCACUUUGAUGUAUCUCAUUACACCAAGGUGCAGCUGGCUUACACGCUCCUGGGAAAGACACAGACCGCCAUGGACCAGCUGCACAUGCACUUCACGCAGGCCAUCCACAACACGGUGUUCCAGGUGGUGCUGGGAUACGUGGAGCUCUGUGCCGGCAACGCCGACACCAAGUUUCAGAAGAUGCAGUACAAGGACCUCUGCACGCAUAUCACCCCGGACAGCUACAUCCCCUGCCUGACAGACCUGUGCAAGGCAUUGUGGGAAGUGAUGCUCAGCUACCACUCUACCAUGCAGUGGCACGAAGAGCUUGACAACAAGGAGGGCCCCGCCACCCAAGACGGGGGAGCGUCGGCCGGCGCGGACGAGUCGGUGGUGGACCGCAGCUACGUGAAGAAGAAGCUGGAGCACGGCCUCACACGCAUCUGGCAGGAUGUCCAGUUGAAGGUGAAGGCCUACAUCCUGGGAACCGACAUGUCCAACUUUAAGUAUGACGACUUCAUCGUGGUGCUGGAUGUCAUCAGCAGGUUGAUGCAGGUGGGGGAGGAGUUCUGUGGCAGCAGGUCGGAGGUGCUGCAGGAGUCCAUCAAACGACAGAGCGUUAACUACUUCAGGAACUACCACAGGGCACGACUGGAGGAGCUGAGGAUGUUUUUGGAGAACGAGACAUGGGAGCUCUGUCCGGUCAAGUCUAACUUCAGCAUCGCCCAGCUCCACGAGUUCAAGUUCAUGGGCCAGUGCCGCUCGCCAUCGCUCUCCCCCAGCCGACAGGCCGGCACUGGGGCCGCGGGGGGGGAUCUCUCCCUCUUCCAGCAGUUCCUCCUGGAGGGGAACCCUUUUGAGAUGCACAUCGAAAACAAGGAGGAGGAAACGGAGGACGUGCUGGCAUCGAAUGGGUAUGAGUCGGACGAGCUGGAGAAGAAUGUGUUCCAGGACUAUGACAGCGACAGCGACGUCCCGGAGGAACUCAAGCAGGACUACGUGGACGAGCAGACGGGCGACGCCCCUCUCAAGAGUGUGUCCCGGGAGACCAUGAGAAGCCACAAGAAGUCAGACUACAGCCUCAACAAGGGUACCGCGCCAAUCCUCACCAACACCACUCUAAACGUCAUCCGGCUGCUUGGCAAGUACAUGCAGAUGAUGAACAUCCUGAAGCCCAUCGCCUUCGACGUCAUCCACUGUGUGUCGCAGCUGUUCGACUACUACCUGUACGCCGUCUACACCUUCUUCGGACGCAACGACAUGCCCGCCCCUAGCCCGUCUCUGCUCUCCCAGAGCGGCAGAGAGACGGUCGGGGCUAGGGUGGUGGGACCUGCCUGCCUGUACGAGUCGUCAGGUCUGGGUCUCAUCAGCAGCAGAUUGAGAACUACCCUCAACCGCAUCCAGGAGAACCUUAUAGACAUGGAGUCCUCAGGGGAGAGCGCGGGGGUCCACGGGCAGGUGGAGGACCGAAAGGAGAAGGUGCCCACCCCCCACCUCAGCCAACUGGUGGUCCUCACCAAAAGUGGGACCCUGUAUGGCUUGGCUCAGAGGGUCGUAGCAACAGAGUCUCUGGUGUUCUUGGCAGAGCAGUUUGACUCUCUGCAGGCCCAUCUGGACAGCAUGAUGCCGGCUGUGAAGAAGCCUUUCCUGCAGCAGUUCUACUCCCAGACGGUGUCCACGGCCAGCGAGCUGCGGAAGCCCAUCUACUGGAUCGUGGCGGCCAAGGCCAUCGACUACGAGCAGAUGCUGCUCAUGAUGUCCGGGGUCAAGUGGGACAUCAGGGAGAUAAUGUCCCAGCACAACGUGUAUGUGGACAUCCUGCUGAAGGAGUUUGAGCAGUUCAACGCACAGCUGGGUGAUGUGUCCAGUCAGGUGCGCAUCCCCCUGGCCGUCUCCAACGUCCUUUGGGAGCACUGCAUCCGAUUGGCCAAUCGCACUCUGGUGGAGGGCUACGCUAACGUGAAGAAGUGCAGCAACGAGGGGCGUGCGCUGAUGCAGCUGGACUUCCAGCAGUUCCUCAUGAAGCUGGAGCGGCUGACGGACCUGCGGCCCGUCCCCGACAAGGAGUUUGUGGAGACCUACAUCAAGGCCUACUACCUGACGGAGAACGACAUGGAGCAGUUCAUCAAGAACCACAGGGAAUACUCCAUGAAGCAGCUUGCUAACCUGGUCAACGUGUGUCUGGGCUCGCACAUCAACAAGAAGGCUCGUCAGAAGCUGCUGUCGGCCAUCGACGAUAUCGACCGGCCAAAGAGAUAGAGAGGGAGAAGAUGAUCCCCCAGCCGUGCCCAGUGACACCGGGACACACUCCAGUAGAAGGAAGCUCCGCGUCGAAUGUCCAUAUCUUCUGCUUACUGUACACAUAGGUUGUGUUGUGCACCUCAAAAAACAAACUCUGUAGCGGGAAUCGCUCCUCAUAUCAUUACCAAGAUGCAGGUCUCAUGCGAGUUGUGGUGGUAAUCGGGCUAACUAGGAAAGCUGCUGCAUUAAAAGCGAAACACUUGUUUAUGUUGUAAAUUAGCUGUCCUGUUUUUCGCCAUGGUGAUUUUAUUUCAAGGGACAACUAUGCAUACAAACAAAACCGCUGGUGUUUCAAAAUUCAUGCAUGUAACCGCUUUUCUGGAUGUAAACGCCCUGAUGUUAAGGCAGAGCCAGCUGUUGUAUUAUUACAUCUGUGCUGUCGGUUUUCACCAAGGAUCAAAGGUGAAGAAAAACUCCUCUGGCACGUACGUAUGAAUUUCAUUCAGGUCCAUUGGAAACAUUUUCACAACUCUUUCCGUGUGGGACACAACUAGAAUUCUAGGAGAAAAUGCUGGUGUAUUCUGUACUUUAUGGUGUGCUUGGCUACCUCUAGAGCACACUAAUGACAUGUACAGUGUCCUUUAUCCAAGGUUUAGGUUUAGCUUUGUAAAAUCUUGGUUCUGUUUAUUGUGCCUAUCUAACUGGAUGCUAUGUUUUGUUUUAUCAAUGAAUAAUAUAUGAUUUUGAAUAUUACCUGUAUUUGUUUAUAGCUAUUUAGCUGACUAUUUAGCUACACCAACUGCACUUGUCCUUUUGUUUGUGUCCUCUGCUGUAUCCCAUGUGGAUAUUUAUUUGGUUUUCCUAUAGAAGGAUAUUUAGUAUUUUUUGAGGAGCCCAGUGUAUCGCUAAUCUUGCAUAUCAAUGCGUCUGCUUCUCCGUGAAGGGCGAAACAAUGGAUCUGUAUUGUUCGUGAGUCAGAGAAUUGAUCGACGCAUUUUUUCCAUGACUCAGUCCACUGAACAUUAACAGAGAAAGAUAUUCCCUUCUAGGUUUUGGAAAGCAUGGCCUGAAUGAUUGUCCCCAUUUUAAUGAAGGAAGACAGAAAUAUUUUGGACUUCAGAAAAAUUAAGUUACCUUUGUUUGUUUGUCCUGCUCUGAAACUAAUCUUUAUCUUUGCACUUCCAAGAUUAAUACUGUAUGAUGUAAUGUCAUAUUUUCAAGAUUGUAUUUAUUUGUUUGUUUUUCUCUGGCUUCUCGUAUCUCUUUUGGGUUCAGAAUCAGAUCUUACAAAUGAGUGGAAGUGAGAUUUGGUCCGGUACUUGGUAACCUGUCAACUGUAUACAUGUUAUAAUAUAAUAUGAAUAUUUAAACUGAGAACCGCGUCAUGGCUCCCGUGAACUUCUGCGUAGCAUCAGCAUUCCAUGGUGACGGUAAAAUCCAAACUCUUCAAUCGUAAUAAACACUAACAUUGAACCUG
This is a messenger RNA of Gadus macrocephalus (Pacific cod), 4860 nucleotides long. RefSeq names its product VPS50 EARP/GARPII complex subunit (gene vps50). NCBI's taxonomy places the organism in Eukaryota, Metazoa, Chordata, Actinopteri, Gadiformes, Gadidae. Gene Ontology annotation, molecular function: SNARE binding. The coding region runs from base 501 to 3401 and encodes 966 amino acids. The transcript has 28 exons. Gene Ontology annotation, cellular component: EARP complex. The record is from RefSeq and is a predicted model, not a curated record. Gene Ontology annotation, biological process: retrograde transport, endosome to Golgi; endocytic recycling.